Molecule: messenger RNA, 756 nt
Organism: Haemonchus placei
Lineage: Eukaryota; Metazoa; Nematoda; Chromadorea; Rhabditida; Trichostrongylidae
Source: the annotation of a GenBank genome assembly
AUGGGACAAAAAAUACGAAUGCUUAUAAUCGGCAAACCACCAUUCGAUGACGUCGUCGGUGUGAUUAUGCUGGUAUUGAAUCCAGAAAUGAAUUCACCUAUGCAUGUGCACUGCUACCGCUGUGAUAGCUCUCAGACGGCUCAGAUCAUGAAUGCAAACCUUCAGAUACUGAUCUCACGACCGGAAGUACAACGCUCUAUACAAGACUUGGAGCAACGUCUUUUCCUGGCAGGACUGCUCAUACCGAGGCCACUUCCACGGUCGACUUCUCAGCCAAAAGCUCGAGCAGCCUCGGACGAUUUCGAACAUCCAGUAGCUCGAUCAAGAACGAGGAUCUUUCCCGAAGAGGACACUUCCAAGACGUUUCAGAAGGGGAAUCCGAGAAUGCCACGACAAGUUGUUGACGAGCUCAAGACCAAACUUAGCACCAAUGAUUUACGAGCCAUGCGAAACUCCAUUCAGUCGAUAAAUCUCCGGAGUGAAUCAUCAUCGUUAGCUAGUCGACCACCACCACUACGACCGUACCGUCUUUUUGGGGACACCCUAUUGAAAGAGGGGAAGUCUAGGAGUUUGGAUAAUCUCGCUGACACGUUCGUAUCCACAGAUCUUCGAGGUGGAACUCAUCGACCUAUGCAUCGAUUCUCACGUCCGGAAUUGUCGGAUCCAUUUGGUUCUGUUCACGAGGAACACCCGAAGGUUGACGGAUUCUGGAAGCCAUCAGUUCGACGAAUGUCCAGCAUCCGUAUGAACCUCUAA